Naegleria fowleri is the source of this 1725-nucleotide messenger RNA. RefSeq lists its product as uncharacterized. The transcript has 2 exons. Bases 1 to 1725 code for a protein of 574 amino acids. The record is from RefSeq and is a predicted model, not a curated record. NCBI's taxonomy places the organism in Eukaryota, Heterolobosea, Eutetramitea, Acrasida, Naegleriidae.
AUGUUUUCAAAUCUUUUCAACUUUUUCGGAAGCAAAAAUAAUCGACAACAAUCCGAUCAAGAUUUGCAACACCACCUAAUGACUGAAACAGAUUCAUCAUCAUCGGGAACGACUAACAACAACAACAACAACACUUCUACUUCUACUAACAACAACAACAACAACAACACUACAGACUCUUCUACAGGAAAUAUGAUCUCCUCCUUCCUUCAAAAUAUUGUUCGAAAGACGACGAAUAUGGCAAAUUAUAACAACCUCUCAAAUUCCCGACAUUUCAACAACUCUUCGUUUUAUUCCUCUCCUGAACAUCCUCUUGGAAUUGCUCCUUCCAUGCGAAUUCCAGAUUUUCAAACUUCAUCGUUGAGUAAAACAGAACGUCGAAAGGAAGCUUUAUUGUUACAAGCGGCCAUGAACGAUCAUUUGAAUUAUUCCAAUGCUGUGAUUUUCUCUUUUGGUGAGAGUAAUGAAAUGCGAGGAUUGAAACGAAAUACUGUUUCCGAUGCUUCAAAUCCUCAAUAUAUAAGAACACCUUUCCGAAUUUGUUCCGUUGUGAUGGGAUACACUUGUAGUAUUGCAUUGACGGAUGAUGGAUUUGCUUUAUCGUGUGGAAGUAAUGGAAAUGGUCAAUGUGGUGUGCCGAGUGAUCGAGCGAAUGGUAUUGAUUUUUGUCAAUUUCAUUUAAUUGAAGGAUUGGUUGAGGAAGAAAUUGUUCAAGCGAGUUGUGGAUAUUACUUUUCAUUGUUCUUGACAAGAGAUGGUCGAGUGAUUGGAUCUGGUGAUAAUUCUCACGGACAAUUAGGGUGUGACACUUACAUGUCAAAAUACGUGUUGGUAGAAUUGAAAAAUCUUCCUCCCAUUCGUUCCAUUCACGCUGGAUAUUAUCAUUCACUGUUUGUGGGGUUUGAUGGAAAAGUUUAUGCGUGUGGUCAAGGAUUUCCUCGAAUUCCGACACUUAUUCCAGGUUUGGAAAAUCAAUUCAUUGUUUCUGCCUCUGGUGGUUAUGAUUACAGUUUUUUCAUUACCAAAAAUGGAGAAGUCUAUGGACACGGUGAAAUUGGACACAUGAUUCAUGGAGGUUCCAAUGGAAAAUCUAGCGUUAUAAAAGUGACAGGAUUUAAUCACUUUGUGACAUCUUGCAGCUCUGGAUAUUACCAUACUCUCUUCACAACCCGAGAAGGAGCCGUUUAUUCAUGUGGAAGAAAUCAAUACAAUUGUCUCAAUAGAUCCAUUGAAAAGAAACUAUUCAACAAUGGUGGAGAAGAUUGUAAAUUAUUGGAACACAAGUACAUGAAAAAUAUUGUUCAAGUGAGUUGUGGAGGAUAUCAUUCUGGAUGUCUCGAUGCUGAAGGAAGAGCAUAUACAUUUGGUCACAGUGGAUUCUAUCAAGCUUGUAUUGAUUCAGAACAACCUGGAAUUUUACACACUGCAAUUUCUGCCAAAGAAAUGUCAACCAUGCCUGAAUCUCUCAUGAUUCAUGUACCCACAAAAGGAAAUCAAUUGAAAGCUUGUGCGAUUGCAUGUGGAGGGUGGAAUACGAUGGUCGUUUGUUCGCCGUAUAUUUUUAUUUCCUCUUCCAAGAAUGUAAAAGAAAUGAUUGCCAAGCUGAAACAAUUUGCAUUGGAAGGAGAUUUUGACACUUCUCAGCAUUCACUCUUUGAUAUUCGUAUUGUGACACGAGAUGUCUCGAGAAUGAAAUCAUCCACAACCAUGUUGUCUGAAGAGUGA